Messenger RNA from Patiria miniata (bat star), 2039 nucleotides. RefSeq lists its product as uncharacterized. Bases 116 to 1039 code for a protein of 307 amino acids. The transcript has 2 exons. NCBI's taxonomy places the organism in Eukaryota, Metazoa, Echinodermata, Asteroidea, Valvatida, Asterinidae. The record is from RefSeq and is a predicted model, not a curated record.
CUUACAAAGGCACUCCUAUGGAGUCUUGGCAAACAGAACCUCCGAGACAAGUCACUGAAACUCCGCCUCGUGUGGAUCAGGAGCGAUCGCCUGCAGGUGACGACGACUGAACACAAUGAAGGAGCAGGAAAAGAAAAAGUUCACAUGUGAAGAGUGCUCACUGACGUUUCAGCACAGGACCAGCCUGGCCCGACAUAGACAGGUGGGUCAUGGCCCGUCUCAGAUCUUCGCUUGGUGCGUACGGUGUCCCUUCAAGAGUACGAGGAAGGAUAACUUGCGAAGACACUACCGUCAGAAUCACGAGGCCCACAUCCAUGAGGUGGAUCUUCUCCCCUUGGAGACUGAGAGAGAGCGGGCGCAGAGGCGACGUUCGGAAGAGGGAGAAAAAGCGGUAAAGGAGACCAGACGGAUGGUGGUGAAGAGAACAGAGGGACGGAAGGUGAAGGAUCUUGGAGAUGCUGAGACAUGGGCAGAGGCGCUACGUAUACUCCAUCAGGAAGACGACGUCGACGAACAACCACGGGGAGAGAAGCGACCGACUCAAAGUGAGCCAGAGGCACAGGAGGAACCGCCAGCCAAGCGGAAGUCCGCUAAGCAGAGUACAAUCACUCAAGGAGGCCCCCUGGAUCUCUCGAUUUCAGGACCGGAGGCGAGUGGAGGACUGUCUUUGUCACCGGCCUCUUUGUCCUUGCUAGAAGAAGAUGUGCCAGCCCCAGUGCGUAAGCCACUUGGUGGUAAGCCUCGGGGGAUGCUCCUUAUAGCCCAGCAGGACCACGUGGAUAGCAGUGAAGAGGAGGCGGAAGAGUUGCAACAACAUGAGGCGGCUGAGGCAGCACCCAACAACGGAGCAGCUGCGCACAUCCGAGAGGAUCUGCGCCCAAUCCACGUGACAUCCCUGGAAGAGGUACUGAGGGGCAGGGUUACCCGAGUGAAGGAGGUGUCGACCACCCUCGAGUACAAGGAGGGUGUGAAAGUUCGUGAGCAGCGGUUGGAGAGGGUGUACGAUGUCCAGUUCGACCAAGAUUUCCGCAAGAAGUAACAGCGCAUCCGAGAGAUCACAGAGGCAACAUGUUUCGUACCGGUUCCUAUGAGUUAGGCUCGUUUCUCUAAGCCAUCAUUUCUUAAGUUUAUACAGAGUUUUCUAAAACCUUUAUAUAAGUUUUCUUAAAGUUUCUUAAAAGUUUAUAAAGUUUUCUAUCAAGUUUUCUCAGAGUUUUAUAAAGUUAACUAUGUUUCCUUUAUGAGGCGCAUGUAUAAAGAGGCGCCGACGUGUUGACGUUAUGGACCUUUUCGUUGUUUAGAUUAAAAGUUUUGAUAAGAAAGUUUUGAGUAAUUUGCUUUUGAAUAUCAGGUCUUUAGCUGUUAUGAACGAGGACGUUCAUGCUAAGAAGGAGGCUUUGUGGCGAAAAUUACUAUAGCAGCGUAGUCUAGAGAGGGCGCGCUCGCGGCUGUGGGCCCUAUAUAAGGCCCCGGGGCAGUUGCGAGACGUCAUCUGUAGACUCAGCUCAGGUAGACACAGCUCAGUAGACCGAGCGUACGCCGAGAUCAUCUGCGGGGAAGAGACGGUAGGCAAAUUAGCUCGCGCGCGCUGACGGGCGUGUGCUGGGUGGUGCGGUGAAGUCGGGCUGGCAUAAGGAGGCACGGAGUCCGCGGAGGCUACUGGAGGCGGAGCGACAUACAGCGAUCUGCCGAUUGUAAUGUGACGGAGCCGGAAGGGCGCGCUCAUCUACCCGCCGCCUCGAGGAAGGAUUGCGACUGGAAACGGUCGAGGGCGGGAGAGUGGAGGCGCACAGGAACGCUGGAGGCGUACGGUUCUUACCCGGGAUUCAGAGGCUAUCCCCAGCCAGGCAUUGCCGUGCUGCCCAGCACUGCCUUACCGUAGCGGCUAAUGCGAGGCUACCCCUACAGAGAUAAUUGAGAGGCUCAGAGACCAAUCACUUAUUAGAGGCUAACAUUAUAAUUUAACGAGAGGUCCAUCAUAUGACAUUGAUUCUGUGUAAAUAAAUCAAUCAGUAAUUGAGGUCAUUGACUGUUGUGUA